This is a messenger RNA of Telopea speciosissima, 1187 nucleotides long. Its product is annotated as arabinosyltransferase XEG113-like. Gene Ontology annotation, molecular function: arabinosyltransferase activity. The transcript is spliced from 4 exons. The record is from RefSeq and is a predicted model, not a curated record. Bases 159 to 1049 code for a protein of 296 amino acids. NCBI's taxonomy places the organism in Eukaryota, Viridiplantae, Streptophyta, Magnoliopsida, Proteales, Proteaceae. Gene Ontology annotation, cellular component: Golgi apparatus. Gene Ontology annotation, biological process: cell wall pectin biosynthetic process.
AGACAUUAAAACCUGUUUAUUCUUGUGGAGUUUACGAACAUAAAUUCAUUGCAGUUAGACAUUUUUGAGUUUAAUUUCUGUUUGAAUUUGGCAAAUUUUGAGGAAGAGACAGAUAUGGAGAUCUGGAGUUGAGUGUGAAACCGUAAAAUUUUCCAUCGAUGGCUUGGAAUCCGUUCCAUGACAUCAGUAACUCGAAGCCAUUGUUCUUGACGAUCUACGCGACUGUUCUAAUCGGUAUCAUCUGCUCCUCAGUCUAUGUAUUCUCUGCUCUUUACGGCGGGAAAACUAUCGAUCCGACCACCUUGUUUUCUCCCGGUUACUCGACCACUCAACAUUCUACUCAAGUGGAUCAUGCUCCAAAUUCUGAACUUACGAAAAGGGGUGAAGCACCAUCAUUAUCUGCAUCAAAGCCUCAAAGGAUGAAGCCUCUAUGGGAGCUACCACCUCCUGGCUCAAAAAUGCCCCCUCUGAAGACCUUUCGACUGACAAAAGAGCUCGUGAGUGACAGGGUGAAAGACAAUGUUAUCAUUGUAACCUUUGGGAACUAUGCUUUCAUGGAUUUUAUCCUGAAUUGGGUUAAACACUUGACUGAUCUCGGCCUUCAUAAUCUUCUUGUCGGUGCAAUGGACACAAAAUUGUUGGAGGCUUUGUACUGGAAAGGUGUUCCUGUAUUUGAUAUGGAAAGCCACAUGAGCACCGUAGAUGUUGGUUGGGGCUCACCAACAUUUCACAAAAUGGGGAGAGAAAAAGUUAUCUUGAUAGAUGUUAUGCUGCCGUUUGGGUAUGAGCUACUGAUGUGUGAUACAGAUAUGGUUUGGUUAAAGAAUCCACUUCCAUAUCUUGCUCGUUAUCCUGAAGCAGAUAUCUUAACUUCAACUGAUCAAGUGAUACCGACAGUUGUUGAUGACAGGUUGGAAAACUGGCAAGAAGGUGAAGAUUGUAUUAAAGGCUUUGAUGAUUGUUCAUGUUUAUUUCAUACUUUACGGUUCUUAGUACACUUCUUCAGUUCUCAAAGUUCGGUGCUUUAUAAAUCUUCUGUGGGAUUUUGACAUUUUCUGUUCCUGUAGAGAGAUGAUCAUAACUUAAACCCUUAAACCCAAGAAAGACUAUAUGACUUUUCCUUUUCUAAAAGUGGCUAAUUAGGAGAGGGAAGGAGCAUGGAUAUAAAUUUUCAUCUUGUAUGUAAA